UCCAGAAGCGGGUGGAAACCAAAAUUCAAAAAUGGAAUAAAAAACUCAAAAACCACGCCAAAAACGUCUUCAAAAGUUUAGUUCUGAGGAAAAAGUGCGCUUAAUUCAAGCUGUGGAGGAGCGCCCAGUGUUGUGGGACUUGGUCCACAAAAAGCAUUUCGAUGCUGUGUUUAUGAAGAGAACCUGGGAGGAGAUUGCACUGGUCAUGGACAAAGAUUAUAAUAGUUGCAAGCUGGCUUGGAAGUCCCUGCGGGACAGCCUCAAGUAUCACAACAAGGUCAGAAAGCAGAAGAGUGGAAGUGCUGGAGGAGAUCUACUGGAGAAGCCCAGUGGAAAGGAGUGUGCCGAGUGGGAAUUCGCUCCGUACAUGGACUUCUUGCCGGACGUGUCCUCGCAAAGAAGCAGAACCACCAGUAGUGCGAUCUCAGACGAGAUCUCCAUUGAAGACUGGACACUGGACUCCACCACAAUCAGCUCUCUGCAGCUGAAGCGGAGCUGGAGGCCGCGCUACAGGAUGAGGUACCCGAGGAAUUAUAUACCUACGGAGAAGGAAAAAAGCCACCCCCAAAGAAGCGAAAGCUGGAUGGUGAUGGCUCACCAGCCGUGGCCAUGUGUAACAUGCUGGGGGAAUUCCUGCAGCAUCAGCGGGACAACACCACUGUUUCAAGGCCCAUAUUGACCUAUUGGAAUGGGGAGCUGAACGCCAUGCGUCCGGAAGAUGCUGCCAGGGUGGAGAAGAAGAUGACGCAGCUUCUGUGGGACGAGAAAG
Drosophila subpulchrella is the source of this 769-nucleotide messenger RNA. RefSeq lists its product as uncharacterized. The transcript has 4 exons. The coding region runs from base 173 to 679 and encodes 168 amino acids. Lineage: Eukaryota; Metazoa; Arthropoda; Insecta; Diptera; Drosophilidae. The record is from RefSeq and is a predicted model, not a curated record.